Molecule: messenger RNA, 3603 nt
Organism: Tuber aestivum (summer truffle)
Lineage: Eukaryota; Fungi; Ascomycota; Pezizomycetes; Pezizales; Tuberaceae
Source: the annotation of a GenBank genome assembly
AUGGACUCGGCAAGCGCUUGGAACCGUUCAGAAAACAAACCUCACGGUCGACGUCUCACCAAGAAUCCCCCAUCAACCAGGGCGCCGCAUUUUGUAUCACCAGGCCUUCCCUCCGCCAAAUCGUGGUCUUCCGGAUCGAUCCAGAGGGCUCCGUCGGCUCCUGUGCUUCCUAGGUCAACGCAUGGGAAGUCGACUGGCGGACACCAGCGAACUCCCACAUCUCCCAAUCCGCAGGCCUUUUCAUCCUCUUCCUCCUCGUUGGAGCAAACAAACCCCUCACCGCAGCUCAAACAAGACGGGUUCCGACAGCAGGGGCAAUCUAACCUAUCAAUACAGCACUUCAAUCAACUUGGGGUAAGCUCGCGACCCGUUUCCGGGAGGCUCUCUGAGGAAUCGACAUCUGGGGGCUCCGGGGUUGAGACCUCAUCCAGAAGGAACACACUACGACGACCACCUCCGCCUCCACUCGCCCACCCCAAUACCAGCGCGAUGACCACCGCAUCCUCCAGACCACAAUUACGACAGUCAAACAGUUUCACGAUGGGCGAACGUGCUACUUCCCCACCCGGCCCGCCAAAGUCUUAUGCUACGGGCUCCGCAGGCACUUUGAGCCCCAAGCGCAAUUCGGACGAAGUCAGAACACAGGCUCCGCCAAGUGCUAAGACGAAGACUGGUUUCUCUAAAUUUAUGAACAGUAUGUUGGGCUCGCCAAAGAGGAUCGAGAUCUCGAAUCCCUCCAAUCCGGUCCAUGUGACCCAUGUCGGCUUUAACUUUAUCACUGGGGAGUUUACAGUAUGCAAACCCUCCAGAGCUUGGAUUCUUCCCUUCCAUCUGCACCUCCUAGUGUUUUCUCACAUUUUCUCUUGCGUAUAGGGACUGCCGAAGGAAUGGCAACGGAUGUUACAGGAGAGCGGCAUAACAAAGAAGGAGCAGGAGCAAAAUCCUCAGGCUGUUAUGGACAUUGUAGCUUUUUAUAGUGACGUUAGCGGUGGGAAGGGGGACGAGGGUGUUUGGAAGAAGAUCCCCCAGCAGGAUUCGCAUGGACUUGGCCUGCCUGGGCAGAUGACACCCGGGCCGUCUCCCCUACUCGGCACUCCGUUAAUGAGUCCUCCUAUUAGCCCCCGAUUCCCGCCAAACCAUGAGCACAGCUUUGAGAAUCCCCGUGCUCCUCCACCGAUUCCGGCAGGUCAAAAGUCACGCGGUGGUCAGCUUUCCCCAGGACUUCCCCGGGGCGGACCCAGCGAUAUACUUAUCCCCACACGUCCGGCGCCGCGCCCGCCGGCUUCUCCACCCAGGGAGCCGGGGCACAUCAGUCCCUACUUGUCAAGGGCAGCCCAACCUGCCCCCCCGCUUCCCCAACCUUCGUAUCAAGUGUCUCCCAUCGAAAAAUUACAGCAGGAUACCUACCAGCCGCACGAGGAGACUCGAGCGGCACCCGUGCCUACCCCUGUCACCGUUCACCAGAGCCCAAGGAUACCUAGGGAGCCAUCGCCUCCGAGGUCAAAUGAUCCCUUCAGAAACGGGCCCUUCGAAUCCAACGGUUCUAAGGUGAAGCAGUCACCCGCGCCACAACAAACUCAUUUCCAGCAACCCAUGAUCCAGCACCAGAAUGCUUCCCCAACUAUUCAGCAGGGUCCUACUCGUGCUCCCACAGCUGCCUCUGGGCAGGUUGUUCAAGCCCAGGCAGCCUCUGGUGGAAAUGUUGGACCUGUCCCUGUACAGAGACGUCAACACAGGAAGCAGCCGAGCAAGGAUAUCGAUAUUGUGUCUCGUUUGAAUGCUAUCUGUACCAAUGCUGACCCUACCAAACUCUAUCGCAGCCUGAACAAGAUCGGUCAGGGGGCAUCCGGCGGUGUAUACACGGCUUAUCAGGUUGGCUCAAACCGGUCCGUUGCCAUCAAGCAGAUGAAUCUUGAGCAACAGCCCAAGAAGGAUCUUAUUAUCAACGAAAUUCUGGUCAUGAAGGAUAGCAAGCACAAGAAUAUUGUCAAUUUUAUGGACAGUUUCUUGCACAGGGGCGAUCUUUGGGUUGUAAUGGAGUACAUGGAGGGUGGAAGUUUGACCGAUGUGGUUACCUUCAAUAUCAUGACGGAAGGCCAGAUCGCUGCAGUUUGUCGUGAGGUUGGUGACUCGUAUGUGAAUCCAUUGAAACUUCUAAUGCUAAUUGUUCGUAGACCUUGCAAGGGUUGCAGCAUCUUCACUCGAAAGGCGUAAUCCAUAGGGAUAUUAAGUCUGACAACAUCCUCUUGUCGCUGGAGGGCCAUAUCAAAUUGAGUGAGUGGAUAUCGUUGGUUGUUCGGGUGGGACUUCUAGUGGCUAACCUAACUCGGUAUAACAGCCGACUUCGGUUUUUGCGCUCAGAUAAAUGAGGCCAUGAUGAAACGUACUACAAUGGUUGGUACUCCGUACUGGAUGGCACCCGAGGUCGUCACUAGGAAGGAGUAUGGGCGCAAAGUCGAUAUCUGGAGCUUGGGAAUUAUGGCGAUCGAGAUGAUCGAGGGUGAACCGCCUUACUUGACGGAAUCGCCUUUGCGUGCAUUGUACUUGAUCGCGACAAACGGUACUCCUAGACUCAAGGAACCGGAUCAAUUGUCGGGCGAACUCAAGGACUUUUUACACUCCGCGUUGGAAGUCAGCCCGGAUCGUAGGGCUUCCGCUGGUGAACUCCUUCAGGCAUGUUAUAAUGACUCUAGCAUUGCUUCUUGUUUCAUUGUAGCUGACGAAUGCAUGUAGCAUAUGUUCCUUCAAACCGCGGAUCCGUUGGCCAGUUUGGCACCUCUCGUUAGAGCUGCGCGUCAGGCUAGAGCGCAGGAACGACAGAGGGGCUGAGUGGUGCACAGCGAUUUAUCCUACGAGCUCAUGUUUGACGGCGUCAGGCGGAUUGUAAUCGGAAAAAAAAAAAUUAAUUGAAAAAAGUGUUCUUAGCGAAGGGAACUGUCUAGCUGGUUGGCUGGCUUGUUAUGGUUGGAUCUUUGGGUAUUUCUUUUACAUAGAAGACGGGUGGAAUUAUUCGAUGUGGGCGGUGGGUACGGUAAUUCGUUUUCAUCUCUUAUGGUAUUUGUACUCGGAGGCUUUUCUUUUUCACUUUUGUCCACCAUUCUGUUUCCUUUCUCUCUCGUCUAGCUCUUUUGGGGGAGAUUAUUUCGAGGACACUCUACUCUUCAAUUUUUUUCUCCUUUCACCCUUCUUGCUUCCUCCCUCUUGAGCGAUACUGGUGCCCCUUGACACUCUCAUUGUGCGUGUUUGUUGGUGAUUUUCACCCUCCGCCUUUUCAGCCUUUGCGGCAACGGGUAACGUUGUGGAUACCAUAGGCGUUGAUUACGAGAAAUUUCGUAAAAUGGGAUGGCUACCUCCACGUCGCGUGCCGGCAUCUAGACCGAACGAAGGAUAUUGUUAUGAGAGCACGGGUAAUGCGUGAUUCCUCUAAUGAACACCUUGACCGCCACACCCAUCUACCGGUCUCGGACGGCAUUCGGGGCCACGUCAGCCUGGAUCGAUUGUUGUGAUGAAUGGCGCCAAGGUGUAAUUUCCUUGAUAUUGGGGGGGAGUGAUACACGGUAUCUUAUCUGAUAGUCAUAAUAUGUCACUCGAUCCAGGUAGGGG